Iphiclides podalirius (scarce swallowtail) is the source of this 1797-nucleotide messenger RNA. The record is from the annotation of a GenBank genome assembly. Lineage: Eukaryota; Metazoa; Arthropoda; Insecta; Lepidoptera; Papilionidae.
AUGAAAUAUACGCCGUUUAACGUGAUUGAAAUUGAGCAAAAAGCAAAACAGACUAUGUCAUCACCAACUGAACAACUGUUCAUCACUUGGGGACAGAUAAAUCAUAGAGUGGAGGAACUAUUUAUACUUCUUCAUCGCAUGAAGCACGUACCGGCUCUGCGGUGCCUUGCGCCCGUGGUCGACAGCAGGUUUCACAGGUUGCUCAGUAAACACGAAAAUAAUAAAGAUGGUAGUUCAAAAGACUCUGAAGGUGAUGACCCAGAAAACGGGAACCAAGAGACCGCUAAAGUUGAUGGCAGGAACACAUCGUUGCCACUUCCAGUGAUGUUGCUUCAAAAGGGUAUAAACUUCAUGCCGAGUAAAGCACAAAACGGCGCAACAGUGAGCAACGAUGAGUCUACCGACGAAUCGAGCACGAAUAACACCUCGACGAGCGAGGCCAAGCCGACCGGUUUCGACGACGAGCUCCUCAAAAAGAUAUCGGCAAUACCCAUGAUGCAGUACGAAGAGCUGAAAGUGGCGACGGACAACUGGAGCGAGAGCAAUUUGCUCGGCAAAGGCGGCUUUGGGCAGGUGUAUAAAGGAGUGUGGAAGCUGUCAGCGGUGGCCGUUAAACGUCUGCGUAGCAACGACGGCCGGAGCAACAGGGAGCUGAUAGGGGAAAUGUGUCUCAACCAGUAUCGGCACGACAACAUCCUACCCCUAUACGGGUACAGCCUGGGAGGUCCAGAGGCGUGCUUGGUAUACCAGUAUAUGGCGGGCGGCUCUUUGGAGCGGAGGCUCCGAUGUAAAACCGAGCACCCUCCCCUCACUUGGUGGCAACGCUACAAGAUCGCGCAUGGUGUUGCCAGAGGUCUGCAGUACCUGCACACGAUGGCCGGCACGCCGUUGAUACACGGCGACAUAAAACCUGGCAACAUACUCCUGGACCAGUGCAUCAUGCCGAAGAUCGGGGACUUCGGGCUGGCGAGGAAGGGGCCAUACGGCGAGGAGAGGACGCAUUUGAAGGUCUCCAGGGUCCAUGGCACCCGUCCCUACUUGCCCGACGAGUACCUCCGCUCCCACUACCUGUCUCCGGCUGUGGACGUGUUCAGCUACGGCGUGGUGAUGCUCGAGAUGGCCACCGCACUCCCGGCAAUGGACAGGUCCAGGCCCGCCCAGCUGCUGAGCGAUUACAUGCACCUCAGGCACCGCGAGGGGGCCGAUUUGGGUAAUAUCAACCUUAUCUCGCGGUCCAGGCCCGCCCAGAUGCUGAGCGAUUACAUGCGCCUGAGGCACCGCGAGGGGGCCGAUUUGGCUACGGAUAGGUCCAGGCCCGCCCAGAUGCUGAGCGAUUACAUGCGCCUGAGGCACCGCGAGGGGGCCGAUUUGGGUAAUAUCAACCUUAUCUCGCGGUUAUUACGGUUCUUUUUCGCCGAAUUAUCAGCUACGGAUAGGUCCAGGCCCGCCCAGAUGCUGAGCGAUUACAUGCGCCUGAGGCACCGCGAGGGGGCCGAUUUGGGUAAUAUCAACCUUAUCUCGCGGUUAUUACGGUUCUUUUUCGCCGAAUUAUCAGCUACGGAUAGGUCCAGGCCCGCCCAGAUGCUGAGCGAUUACAUGCGCCUGAGGCACCGCGACGGUGCCGAUAUGGCGAUGUUGGAGGAUGGAAAUAUACGAGGCACGCCGAGUUCGAACCCGCCCCUUUGCCUCGAGUUCAUCAGGAUAGGACUCCACUGCACUCAGUACAACCGACAGGAGCGUCCGACCAUGUUGGAAGUCUACAAGCGGCUGGACAGUAUGAACAUACCGGAGAAUUAC